This is a messenger RNA of Trachymyrmex cornetzi, 1704 nucleotides long. It is a transcript of the gene Rpn5, whose product is annotated as regulatory particle non-ATPase 5. Bases 221 to 1582 code for a protein of 453 amino acids. Gene Ontology annotation, cellular component: cytoplasm; proteasome regulatory particle, lid subcomplex. The record is from RefSeq and is a predicted model, not a curated record. NCBI's taxonomy places the organism in Eukaryota, Metazoa, Arthropoda, Insecta, Hymenoptera, Formicidae. The transcript has 8 exons.
UCAUGACCAGUCGUGACUAACGAUUUACUUUGGUGUGUAUUUGAUCGUUUAACCUAAGUUAGAUUCCGUUAAUAAUAUCUAUACGAAACGUGACAAAUGUUCUAACGUGUAUUGGAAAUAUUAUUUAUUCUACUGAUAUAUUUGGAAGGAGAAAUCGUGUAAGAAAUAAUGCAUUUGAUUUUGACUGCGUUCUGAAAACGUAUAUUGGCCAACAAUUAAAAUGACAGAGGCAAUAAUGGAUAAUUCUGGUAGACUUAUGAAGAUGGAGGUGGAUUAUAGCAAUACUUGCGAUAUAAAAAUUCCAGAAUGCAAAAAACUAGCUUCUGAAGGAAAGCUGCAUGAUGCCUUGGAUCAAUUGUUAGCUUUAGAAAAACUUACCAGAACUGUUGCCGAUAUGGCAUCAACGUCCAGACUUCUUGUAGCCAUAGUUGAAAUUUGUUUGGAGGCAAAAAAUUGGUCAGCGCUUAAUGAACACAUAAUUUUAUUAUCAAAACGGCGCUCUCAACUUAAACAAGCUGUAACGAAGAUGGUUCAAGAAUGUUGUACUUAUAUAGACAAAAUGCCUAAUAAAGAAACCAUGGUAAAACUAAUAGAAACUCUUCGUUUGGUUACAGAAGGGAAGAUAUAUGUAGAAGUAGAAAGAGCAAGGCUUACUCACCGUUUAGCCGAAAUAAAAGAAGCGGAAGGAGACAUUGCAGGUGCUGCAACUGUAAUGCUUGAAUUACAGGUAGAAACAUAUGGCAGUAUGUCACGUCGGGAGAAAGCUUCCCUUAUCUUAGAACAAAUGAGACUUUGUUUGGCAAAACAAGAUUUUAUGAGAACUCAAAUCAUAGCAAAGAAAAUUAAUGUUAAGUUCUUUAGUGAUGAGAAUGACGAAGAAACUCAGACAUUGAAAUUAAAAUAUUACGACUUAAUGAUGGAAUUGGCACGUCAUGAGGGUUGGCAUUUGGAAUUGUGUCGACAUAACCGAGCAGUACUAGAAACUCCCACUAUUCGUGACGAUCCAGAGAAAAGACGUAUUGCGCUUUCUCGGGCAGUCCUUUAUCUUGUACUUGCACCACACGAGCCUGAACAGGCUGAUCUAACGCACAGAUUACUCGCUGAUAAACUUCUCGAUGAGAUUCCCACUUACAAAGAAUUAUUACGCUUAUUUGUUAAUCCUGAGUUGAUAAAAUGGUCAGGAUUAUGCGAAAUUUAUGAAAAAGAUCUCAGAUUAACUGAAGUCUUUUCUUCUUCAACUGAAGAAGGAUGCAAACGAUGGACAGAUUUGCGGAAUCGUGUUGUAGAACACAAUAUAAGAAUCAUGGCCAAAUAUUAUACUAAGAUUACACUAACUCGCAUGGCUGAGUUAUUAGAUCUUCCGACUGAAGAAACAGAAGCGUGUCUCUGUAAUUUAGUAGAAACUGGAGUAAUUAAUGCACGUACAGAUCGUCCAGCUGGUGUAGUCCGUUUUACUGGCACACAAGAACCAGCUGCUCUUUUAGAUACAUGGGCUGCAUCAUUAUCGAAAUUGAUGGGCCUUGUGAAUCAUACUACACAUUUAAUUCAUCAAGAAGAAAUGUUGGCCGUUGCGCAAUCUUAGAAUAUAUGCACACAUGCAUGCGUGCGCAUAUACACCACACAUCAUGUUUGCAUGUAUCGUGUCUCUCUUAUGUUAUACAUUUUAAUUUUAUUUCCAUUUAAGAAUAGGGUAUUGUUAUUAGA